AUGGAUGACAAAGCAAUUAAAUCAUUUAUGUUGACAAACGUCGGCAGGUAUACCCUGGUAAAACCCUGAUGAAUUUCUCGCUCUGACAGGUGGGUUUAUUCUUUCGUUCCACACGACUUUUAUGGUCUCUUGCGGUCGAUUUUCGAAAGGAAAGACAUAAAACAUAUCACUGAAAAACAUUGACUGAAAACGAGAUAGAUCUUGACGAAAACAUUUUCUAAGUUCUGUCGUCCGAGUCUGUCGAUUCUCACACAAUACAAGUUCACUCAGAUCAGAGGUGACCUUAACCUUCGUGUUAAAACUUGUUAUCUCAUAGCACCAUCCACAUGAUUUCGGGAUCUUCUCUCUGAAUAUUUCUCACAAAAACUCAUAUCGUGUGUUUUGAACAAUUUUGAAAACUCGAGAUUAAAGAAAAUCAAAAUAAUAUUUUCAAAACCGCCCGCCAUCUUGAAAACAGCUGAGCGCAUACAGUCUACAAUGAAUCAGCUGGCAAAGCAUUGCAUGCUCAUAUGUAUUGGGAAUUUGACGUCACGAGAAAACAUUAUGGCGAUAAAGAUGGACGAAAAGGCUAUGUUUGUAUUCUUCUAAGAGAAAUAGGUUUGUUAAAAAUCAAGAUAAAAGUAUGUUUAGCUGGUGGUCCUCUUUGGAGCCUCCAAAAAGCGAAGGUGGUGGUGAUACGAGCGAGAAACCCGUGGAAGGAGAGUCGAAAACAAAUGUUGAGAGCUCUGAUGAUUCUAAACCCGACGUCUCAACAAACGAAUCAGAAAGAAAAGGGUCUGAGCUUGAUUAUGCAAAGGACGUAGCUAAAAAUGUAGGAAGUAAGUAUUUGUAACUGUAGUACGAACUUUAAUUUUGCUUUUCAAAGUCGCAGCUCAAUUAGUUGAUGAUGAUUAUAAGGGUGUAUAUAUGCAAACAAAAGCGUUCGAGUUUUUCGCUUCUGGUCCGAAAUAUAUUGAUUUAAAAACUAAGUUGGUUGAAUAUAUCAUUUAAACUGCCUAAUUCAAGGUAUCUGUAAGAGGGAAAUUGAGUCAGAAGAUACAGGAAUUAAGAAUUUUUUAGCUAAAUUUUACUUUUUGAUAAAAUUACCUUAUUUAAUGCUUAAUUUAAGUACAAGUUAGCUGUUUGAUAAACAACCUACACUGUGUAAAUAUAGCUUAGUGAACCUUAAUAGCUUUAAGGUUUCAGGUUAAAAUUCCACUUCUGCUGCAGCUCAUCUUAGUUUCCAUAGUAUAAAAACACUAAGACUAUUGCUACUCCCUAGUACAGGGCAAGGUAACAAAAUUAACACUGGCGAUCUAUCAGGUUAUCUAGACAGUUACAGUAGUGCCACUUAACAUCCAACUGCACUAAGACGAAUCAGGCAAAAAAUAUCCUGCUAUUGAAAAACGAUUUGGACAGUUGGUUUAUUUUAUACUGUCACACACUUACUACCUGUCACAAACUGCUUUUAUAUUUAAUUUGCUUUUCUCUGAGAUGCAUGUAAAGCAAAGCAGUUGGAUAAUAAAUAGCAAAUUAGACAUUUUGGAGUGUAGUAUCACUGAGUAUUUUUUAAUUGUUGUUUAUAUCUUGACCCACCUUGUGGGCUCAUUAAAAUACAGCACAACUUGUAAAAAUACCCAGCGAUAUUAUACACCAAAAUGUAUGAUAAGAUUAUAUAUCUCGAUAUAAGUGUCUUCUCAACAGUAGUGGUGGCCUUUAGACAGGGUUUGAAUCAUGCCCUUUACUUUUGGUCUCCAAGAUCUUAAUUAUCUGCUAUUAUGGUAAUAUGGCUGAGUGGAGUCCAAUUUGAUCUGUAAUCAUCAGAAUGAUUACAAAAUCGAAUAACAGCCUAACACAAGUCCAAUGUGGGAAUAUAAUAUAAGGGAAAUUUGGCAUUAGAAAUGCUUGAGAUUCUUCUUGGAAAUGGCUAAGAAAAAGCAGAAAGAAAGCUAAGGACUACUUGGUUGUAAUCAAACUAACAAAUGUUUAUUUUUUUUUAAGGCUUUCUUUUCAGUUUUGCUAGUGUUGCCACUAGUACAGCUUAUAAAGUGAAGGACUCUGUUAAAGAAACUGUUGAGAAACAGGUUUGUGUGACUUGCCUAAUUUCUUUUUAUUAGUAAAGAAGUUAUAGAUAAUUCCCAAACAUUCAUCUGCAUUAGUUUGUUGGAAAAAAAGUACUGUUGAUCAACAUGUUACUGUGUUAGUCUACAAUGCCGACACUUGCACAGCAAAUUAAUAUAUGGGUAAGCAUAGAUAUGGAAGUUGAAUACAAGAAGAGAAAUCCCAUAUCUACAAGCAACCAUGUAUAAUUUUGUUUUUGUUAUAUAAACGCCGUAGGCCUUGGAUCGAGAAUGGUGAACACUUUGCCAUUCAUUCGUGAACCUGACAGAGUGGCAUGAAAGGCUGAGUGACGAGUCAGGAACUGAUUGACAAUAUCAAACAGACAAGAAAAUUUAUGGUGUGCAGUAACGGCUUUUCUCAGGGCUGGAAAUCCCUAUUAAAUAUUGCAGUUGGUAUGAUAAAUAUAUUAUGACAGUUAUUUAAAGUCCAUCAGAAGAUAACUUCCAAAUUUUAUUUGUUUGCAGUCAAUAAUUGGAGAUUUCAAGAAGCAACAAGAUGAAUUUGUGAAGGAAAAGAAUUGUAAGAGAAGAGGUAAAGACUGGGGAAAACUAUAAAUUUAAAUACUAAGUAGAAGCCUGCAGGGUAUUGUAAAGAAAUAGAUUAUAAUUAUUAAAUAGCUCCAUGUUGAUUGAACUUAACUUCAAGAGCAAAGCAAGUGAGUGAGAGAUAUUAAUUAUCAACACAAGAUGAUAAAUUUGUUAUCUACAGGCAGAAAAGUACAUUGUGUAUCAUUAUGAAUAAGUGAUUUGCAGAAAGAACAUUAAGAAGUACAACAACAAUAGUUACUAGAAUAAAUGUCUUGAUGCCUCUAAAAAAACACUUUGUUUCAACUGAUAAUUCUAGAGACUGCAGUUCCUCCAUGGGUAGGCUACAAUGAAGAGGAAACCAUGAAAAAUCAAAUCUUAGCCCUUUCAACAGUGAGUCACUAGCAAUGCAUAUUUAACGAUGCUUUCCUGUUUCAUUGUUCUAUAUUUGAUAAAUUAACUUUGUUACAUUGUAUGUAUUAAACAUUUUACUUACUAGUUUUUGCAUAAAAUGAUCAAUAAGAUUAAGUAAGAUAAGCUGCUCAGGGAAUUAGGUAGAAUGUGUUAGUGGUGGUGUUAUUUUGAAUCACUAUUUUCACUUUCAAGGAUGAAAGAAACUUUUUGCGAGAUCCUCCAUCUGGUGUUCCAUUCCACUUUGAAAGUGACUCGAUGUAUCCUGUUGCUUUGGCAACUUUGCAAGAGGACAAAAAUCUUAGUAAAAUGAGAUUUCAACUUGUACCUAAAAAGUGAGUAUGUGCACACUUCACUACCUUUGUCUUGAAAAUACAAUCACCACCCUGAUAUGACAAAAUUUUGUUUCCUUAUUUUACAAUCUCAUUGUUUAUUUUACAACCAAAAUGUCAUGGUCAAACUGUCCUCUUUUGAGGUUCUCAUUCUUGACUCAAAUAAUUGUGUGCAUACAUGUAUACACUCUUGGUUUAAAUCAAAAUCAGUCCAAAAUAAUUUCAAAGUAGGCCAAGUUUGAUUUGUAUUUUUCUUUGCUCAAGAAUUAUCAAGGAAUGAUCAAUUAUCAAGAACAAAGGAAAAAACAAAUUACAAGUUCAAAAUCAUUUUAAUACGAAUUCACUUUCACUUACAUGUACCCAUACAACAUGAGCACUUGAACAGUUGUACAAACACUGCAGGGCUGUUCUCUGGGAGCCCAGUACUCUGAAAUUGUGAAAUCAAGGGUACCCAGCAUAUGCUUUUUAUCAAAAAACUAUGAUUCCUUAGUUGUCCAAGAAAAACAAGCUAGAGGCUACAGGGGCAGUCAGAGCAUAGCCCUGAACAACCCCAAUGUUACUUUUUUAAUUUUGUCUGAAAAAGUAAGGAAUCUUUUAGACCUUUUAGAAGGAAAUGUUUAACAUAAAGGUAACCUGAUUCAUAGUAGAUUCAUUAAAGAGAACUCUAAACAUACUUCAUAUAAUUUAAAUCUUUCUUUUCCCUUUUUUUAUACAGAAUUUCAGAGGAGAGAUUUUGGAGAAAUUACUUUUACAGAGUUUCACUUAUAAAGCAGUCAACACAGCUUACAUCAUUGGCUGCUGCCGGUAUAGUUACAAUGUCGAUAAUAAUAAUAAUAAUACUACUAACAAUAAUUUGUUAAAUAUGAACCUUCUUGCUUUUACAUGAUUCACUAUGUUGUGGUACUAAAUUUUUAAGAUGGAAAUAGUUUGCUACAAAUCCCUCUGUUCAUCUGACUGGUAAUAUUUCUGUGAAUGAAGUUGUCAUUUUUCUAAUUUUUCAGUAUCGUUUCUCUUGUGGCAGGUGGUGGGGGCUCUAAUGGCAGUGACAGGCAAAAUGCAACAUCAGAAACAAAGUCUGAUACUGGUUAGUUUUGAUAAUGAUUUUUUUUUUUUCAAGUAUUAGGUUUGUAUCUGCACUUACUGGGGAACUCAGAACUUUAAAAUUGGUGAAAAGCUUUGAUGGCAAUUAAUAACUAAAUCCGAACUAAACUGUAUUUUAAACUGUGGCCUCUUUUGGAGCCCUUGAGUUUUGAUCAAUUUGAAACACUGUUAUCUUAUAUACGUCUACACAAAUGUAAGCUUAGCUUGUAGACUGCUUUCAUCUUUAAGUUGGUAAAUUGUUUUUCAGCAUAUAUAGGCUAAUCCUGUAAUCAUUAAUAUCCUCUCGAACAGUUAUUGUCUCAUAAACUUUGCAGAAUCAAGUCAAAGUGGUGCUGUCAAUGUGCCCAGAAAGAAUGUAGAAAAACCUGUAAGUCUUGUAUUCCACAACUUUCCCUUUGAUUGUUCACUUGUGUUGACUUUUACUUGAAAAAUUGAAGCUUCUGCAUCUCUAUGGUGUGAGUGAUGCAGUUAUUUUUUAAAACAGAAUACCCCAGAAGAAGACUUCUCUGAGCCAAUUUCAGAUGAGCACUCUGUACAAAAUGAAUUCAUCAGUGAUUCCUUUGCACAAACAGAACAAGGUACUUCAUAGAAUUCUCAUUUCUCUAUGAUUAAGCAUUCUCUUUUGUCCCUUGUCUCUCUCUCUAAAAUCAUUUGUUAAUUGAUAGUAAUAAAUUUCUGUUGGCCUGGUGCAUGUUAUAAGAAUUGGUGUUUUCUACAUGUAGAACUCAGUCACGAUGACUUGCGGCAAAUUGGAAUGGAAAAGAAACCAGAAGGAGAUCAAAACAAUCAAUCAAAUCCAACAGAAGGAACAAAACCAGCGACCCCUGGUAAGUUGCCUACUUUUUUUUAUUUAUAGGAUGUAUACUGUGGUUCAAAGUAAUGUAAAUUUUGUCAAGAAUGAAAAGUUUAUUGAGUCUGUCAUGUUUUUCUCAGAAACUCAAGAGGAUAUUCCAGAAUGGGAAAAGGAGCUUCAAGCAGAGUUACAGGUGAAAACCUUUUUAAGUGAAACCAGUAGUUUAUGUCAGUAAAGAGGUUGAGACUAUAAUUUCUAAUAUGCAACCUUCCUUCCCAAACAAUUUUUUUGGGUUCAUUUGUAAGAGUACAUGUAUGCUGCAGUGGGCAACCAUAUUGCUUUGUAAACUACUGUCAAGUUUAGGGUUAGUGUUUUUGUUAUCCUUAGUUGCUGUGGAUGAUUUCUUACUGCAUUAUGUUGUAAAGUUUUCCUGUCUCUCAAUUUUUUAGACUACAAGUGGUCUCUCCUUUUUGGUAAAGUCUGUCAGCCUUAGGCAAGCAAAAACCAAAAGAAGUGAAAAAAUUGAUGUUAGUGCACUGCACAGAACUCUGGAAGUAAAGUGCGCAAAACAUAGGACCCCCACUUUUAAUACGCCACCUAAUUUUUCAUUGUCAAGAAACUAUAUGACACACAUUGAUUGACAGUUGUGGCUUUUAAAACCUACCAGUAUCUCUUUAUUGUUUUAUAUCUUAUUUUUUUCUGUUUUUGUUUUGUUUUUAUUGUUGUUAUUUGUAGGAUUUUGAAGUUGUUGACAAUGAGGAUAGUGCUGAGUGGGAAAAAGAAAUUGAAGACAUGCUGGAGGAAGAAAAUGUAUGAAUCAAGGCACUUGUCAACUGAUCCCUUACUUUCGGAAAACUUGCUUUAAUGUAUUCACUAAAUAUAUGAAGCAAAAUAAUUUAAACAUUUCAGACAGGUUUAGAGGGGAAUGUGCUGAGUUCUAUAGACUCAAUAUGUAUUGCUUAUGUUAUGGCAUGAUCAUGCAGCCUUGUUAUCAGGUGAGGUUUUUCCAUUAAGUUCAAUUUAUGUCUGUAACUUAUGCUUUUGUGUGAUGUAGAAAUGCAGCUGUAUGUGAUGAUAAAUUGCAGUGAGUGAGAAGAUAAUUUUACAUCAAUGCUGAUUAAAUUGUGGGAUAUUUUAAAAGUGAGUCAGAAAGUUUUGUGGAAGUUUUGAAAAAAAAAAAUAUGUAUUGCAUAAUUUUGUGGUAAAGGGGCAGGGGAGCUUGUAUUGGUCAAACUAUUAAGUGGUGAAUUGUGCAAAAAUCAGCAGUAUUUUGGUGUAUCACAGAUUUUGUUUAUUUCUUUUGUUAUUAGUUAGAUACCUAGUGUCAAACUUGUACUUUUGGCUGCCAAGCACAUUGCACAAAAUUCUGUAUAACUAGCAGAAACUCAAGGCAGCAGAGUCUCGCAAAUGAAAAGCAGAGCUCUUUGCAAUUCCUCUCACACCUUUAGCAUAAGCCUUUGUGUAGUUCGUCCAAUCAAAACACUCAAAAAGAGGUCAGCUGCUAAGAUUAAAAACACUCAGCCUCUAAAACUAAAAACAAUCAGUGUAAAGAUCUGUAAGGUAACAUAUUCUAUAUUGUGAUAUUCAUCUCUAAUUUUGAAGUUGAAUAAAAAGGUCACUGGUUUCUUUGACAGUACUGGUUUUUCUUGCUUUCUUAAAUAGCUAAGGAUUGGGAUAUGCAAUGUUAAGAAAUAUCACUG
This is a messenger RNA of Pocillopora meandrina, 6961 nucleotides long. The record is from the annotation of a GenBank genome assembly. Lineage: Eukaryota; Metazoa; Cnidaria; Anthozoa; Scleractinia; Pocilloporidae.